Molecule: messenger RNA, 3225 nt
Organism: Perca flavescens (yellow perch)
Lineage: Eukaryota; Metazoa; Chordata; Actinopteri; Perciformes; Percidae
Gene: tent2
Product: terminal nucleotidyltransferase 2
Exons: 15
Coding region: 300-1763 (487 amino acids)
Biological process (GO): RNA 3'-end processing
Molecular function (GO): poly(A) RNA polymerase activity
Source: RefSeq, a predicted model, not a curated record
UGCGGAAGUAUGUACAUACACAGGAAACUAGCACAGUUUUGUUUACAUGUGACAUGCAAUUUGGCAAGUGGUACAGAGUUCAGUUUUUAAGUAACCAUCUUUAACAUUUAGUGACGUAUUAUAUGUAGACACAGUCUUCACACAACUCUACAAAGAAACCGAUUUUUGUCGUUAGAUAUUGGAAUUAGCUAGCAUAAGUUAGCUAGGUGGUGCUUGAGCUAACGUUCGCUAGCUCCCUAUAUUGUCAGAUCACUGGUAAUCAACGGAGUUAAUGCUGGAGCCCUGUGAAGAACUGCAGCAUGUUUCCCCGCAGCGCUGCACCGAGGGGGCGGUCAGCCUACCGUGACGGCCUGUACCCGACACCCCCUGUACCUAUUUGCUACGAUUAUAAUCACCAACGCCUGGCUGCUGUCAACAGCUUCUAUGUUUCUGGACGAGAAAGGUUGCCUACAUAUGAAUGGAAGCCCUAUCCAGCCCUAUCUCCAGUCCCUCCUCGAGUCCCAGCUCCUUACACACCAACUAUCCCCAAUGGGCGCAAGAGGCAGAAUGAUGAAUACAGCCCCCAUGUUGUGAAGCGCCAACGCCUCGAAUCCCCUUCCCACACAUUAGUAGGCUCCCCUUUACCUCGGGCCACUCCCCCUCGUCGUCCUGACCAAGCGGUGCCAGGGUCGUCAAGAUCGUCCUUUGGUUUUGAUAGCUGUUAUCCCAGCCCACGUGCCCAUAUCCACCCUCAGGUGAAAGUUGUCCCAGAAAGCUCCAACAGCCUGCAGGCCUACGCUAAGGACAAGUUAAGUGAACAGAUGCUGGAGCUGUUUGAGGCGUGCCAGCAGCAAACUUCCGAUUUGGCCCGGAAGGAGACGUGCCGAACUCGGCUGCAGAAAGACAUACAGAGUAUCUAUGCAGUUGCACGACUUUACUUGACUGGGUCUUCUAUGAAUGGAUUGGGCUGCCGGAGCAGUGAUGCUGAUCUGUGUCUGGUCCUCAAGGGAAAUAACAGACCUGAUCCUAUUAAUGUCCUUACUGUCCUCCAAAGGUUGUUCAAGUCACUGUCAUAUGUGGAGAGGACUCAGCUGAUCAGAGCUAAAGUACCAAUCCUCAGGUUCAGAGAGAAAGGCAGUGAUCUGGAGUUUGAUCUGAAUAUCAACAACACAGUGGGCAUCAGAAACACAUUCCUUCUGAGGAGUUAUGCCUAUGCUGAUCUCAGGAUAAGACCUAUGAUCCUUGUUGUCAAGAAAUGGGCACGGCACAAUCAAAUCAAUGAUGCCAGCAAAGGAACGUUAAGCAGCUACACACUUGUGCUGAUGGUGCUGCACUACCUCCAGACUCUUAAGGAACCGGUCCUUCCCUCUCUACAGAGGGACUACCCAGAGUGUUUUUAUGCCCUCUUGGACAUUGACAUGGUUCCAGAGGGACCCAAACACGUCCCUCCCUACAUCUCAACAAACCAGUCUUCUCUGGGAGAGCUUCUUUUGGGCUUUCUCAAAUACUACGCCACAGACUUCAGGUGGGAUAAGCAGGUGAUCUCUGUUCGAGAGGCCAAAGCUUUGCCCAAGAACAAUUCUAAAGAGUGGAGAAACAAAUACAUAUGUGUGGAAGAGCCAUUUGAAAAAAAUAACGUUGCCAGGGCAGUCCAUGAGAAGAUCAAGUUUGAUGCCAUUAAAGCUACGUUUGCUGAGUCAUGUCGGAUACUACAGGACAGGAAGGACCUGAACUCGAUCAUCCCAGUCAGAGCCAUCAUUAACAAGGAGUCAUCCAGGAGAUAAGGGGUCGCUCGUCUUAUUAGACAAGCGGAUGGGAGUCUUCUACCUCAAGACAGGCCUGUCCCCAGAAACAACCAGAUACCUUUUGGAUGUGCUGAGAGAGGAGCCCUGCUGCUCUGUAACUCACAGACACAAAGACUGGGAGUCUGAAUGCUCUGGCUGCAUUGGUAUCGGUCGCAUACUGUAUUUCCCUUUGCAGUACAUAUUGAAAAUACUGCACUCAUAUUCCAAUGCUUAGCAGACUUUGCCAAAUGAUUAAAACUAAUAAUAAGAGUGACACCAGAGGGCUCUGAAAUCAUAAUCCUGUCCCAUAAACUGGUGACAGAGAGAUGCCCCACUGAAGCGUGAUGAUAGUGGUCAGUGUUAUUAGACCUAGUUAAUGCUGCUACAUGGCCCUGUUUCCCAACACAUAGCAUUCCUGGGAAGAAGUCAAGUGUACUGACAAAGUAUGAAAAGACAAAAUAAUGCCUGCACCCUGCUCAAAUCUGAAGCUGGCAUAAAUGGAAGCAAAAGUGUUGACGUUCGUCUCAACCAAGUUUAUCUCCUCUGAUCUCAAUUUUAGUUAUGUCCACAUUGCUAGAGCCAAACUGUACAGUUUUGAAGAAUAUGCCAAUAAUUUUCUUUUGCCACAUGUAUGUACAAAUAUAUACAGUAUCUUCAGCCUGUCUGGACCAACUUGUAAUCAAAGCCUUUUUUCUAUUUUUCUAGGUCAAUAGUGAAGCUAUUGUGGGUUUAAACACCAUAGACACUUUUUUCUACAGCUGCAUUAAAUGCCCUCUGUUCUUUAUUACCAUCUUUAAGUUUCUAACCUCCUCUGAAAACUGAGCUUGCUGUUAAGUGAUGUUUAAGUUAGUAGCAUAAUUUAAGUGACUCAGAGGUGAUCAUUAGAGGGUUGUGAAUAGGCCAGACUCUGGAUAUUGUUACUUCUUCAUCAUUGCUCAUGAUGUCUUGUAUUAUUUCCCCUAGACUGGUGUCAACCAGUGUUGCCAGAUUGGGCCAAUUUCCGUCCAAUUGGGCUACUUUUUAUUUAAUUGUGCACACAUACUAACAAAAAAACCUUUCCUGUGUGAUAAAUAAAAAUUGGGCUACUUUUAUGAUGAUUGGGUUGGUUCUUGGCUCUGAUUGGGCUACUUUUUGUCACUCCAGUCUGGCAACACUUGAGGCCUAUGCUGUGGGAAUUUAGUUCACUAUCUUCUUGAUAGAUGGUAUUCACUCAUUUUCUGUUCACUUAAUGCAUAAGUUAUUUGAAGAAUUUACAAUUGAUGUUUUCUUUUUCUUGAGUUUCUUUUUUUCUCAGCUCUUUUUGUACAUUUUGUACAUUACUGACUUUUAAAUGUUUAUUUAAAAGAGUGAAAUCUUUGAAGAUUGUUUUCACUUCAUAUUUUUGAGCUCUAUGUGAAACCUGCUGAAUUCUUGGCUUUACUUAUAGAAGUUCUGAAAUCAUAUUAAACUGUACAUCGGCUUC